CUUGCACUAAACAUUGUGCAACUUUGGCAAGACAGUUGGGAAGUGAAAAAGCUGGGGCAGAAUGGGUUUACAGUCACAGUUAGAGACAAAGUCUACAGCUUUCGUGUACCCAGUGAGUAUAAAGGUCAGCAUAUGUUGGAGAUUGUUCGCAAUGAAUGGGUUCUG
Molecule: messenger RNA, 165 nt
Organism: Candidula unifasciata
Lineage: Eukaryota; Metazoa; Mollusca; Gastropoda; Stylommatophora; Geomitridae
Source: the annotation of a GenBank genome assembly